AUGUUCUCCUUCCAGAAGCUCCUCAAGGUCGUUCUUGUCGCGGUUGCCUGCUCGUCGGCAUCGCUCGCUGCACCGUGGCCCACGGACGCGAAGCACGAGACGAACCGCGUCCACCUCGUCGGCCGUGGCGACGCUGCGCUGAAGAUCGAGACGUUCGCUCCGGCGUCGACCUUCGAGACCUUCGGCGCUGACGGCCUCGACCACCCUCUGGCCAAGCGCGACGGCUUUGACCUCCAGUCUGCUUCGAAGGCGUUUGUGUCUUCCAAGCUCGAUGUCAGUGAGGACGAUGUUCACUACAACACCGGCUACUCCGGCGACGUGACCCAUCAUGCGUUCAUCAAGCAGCAGGCGAAUGGUGUUCCCUUCGCGAACGCUGUGGCCAACGUGGCGUUCAACAAGGAUGGCAAGGUUGCUUCUUUCGGUUCUUCGUUCGUUGACACAUCUGCUAUCGCGUCUUCCGAGCCCACCGUCUCGGUGGAAGAUGCGAUCAAGACUGCUGAAGCCGCUCUCGGUGCUUCGGUCAACGACCACCCGGGGUCUCUCGAGUACCUGGCCCUUGCGGAUGGCUCGGUCGCUCUUACGCACGUCGUCCAGGUUCAGGACGAGGAGAAGGGCAUCUGGGUCGAGGCUUUCGUUGAUGCUCACACCAACGAGCUGAUCUCCAUUGUCAACUUCGUCACGAAGCUGACUUACCGUGUGCUCCCUAUUCAGGAGGAGGUCCUCACCCAGGGUUUCCAGAACUUGGCGAACCCUGAAAACACCGCCGCGUCUCCCCUCGGUUGGGUCACUAGCACCACCACUGCCGGUAACAAUGCCAUCGCGUACAAGACCUCACAGACGACCGGCGUCGCGAAGGAGUCUUCGACCGGCUCGUUCAUCUACACCGCGAACCCAGCUCAGGCGCCGACGGUUACUGCAAACGUGAACGCGGCCAUCGUCAACGCCUUCUACGUCGUGAACAGCAUCCACGACAUCUCGUACCUCUACGGCUUCACGGAGGCGGCGUUCAACUUCCAGAACGACAAUCAGGGCAAGGGCGGCGCGGGCAAUGACCGCGUCACGAUCAGCGUGCAAGACUCCGCUGGCACCGACAACGCCGACUUCAGCACGCCCGCUGACGGCUCCAGCGGCCACAUGCGCAUGUUCCUCUGGGACAUCACCAACCCGGAGCGUGACGGCGCGCUGGAGAACGACAUCGUCUCGCACGAGAACACGCACGGCAUCACGAACCGCAUGACCGGCGGUGGCACCGGUCGCUGCCUGCAGACGAAUGAGGCCGGUGGUAUGGGUGAGGGCUGGUCGGACACCAUGGCCGACUGGCUUGAGAACGAUUCCAAGAUCAGCGACUUCGUCAUGGGCCAGUAUGUCAUUAAUGACCCUGCGGGCAUUCGCUCGCACCCGUACUCGCGCUCUACGACAACCAACCCCCUCAACUACGGCAGUCUUAAGACUCUCAGCGAGGUUCACGACAUCGGUGAGGCCUGGGCCAACACGCUGCACAACGUGCUUGCCGCGCUUGUCGACGCGCGCGGCUUCUCCACGACGGCCAAGACCGACGCCAGCGGCACCACCGGUAACGUCGUGUUCAUGCACCUCAUGAUCGACGCACUUCCUCUGCAGCCGUGCAACCCUACUUUCCUUACUGGUCGUGACGCCAUCAUUCAGGCAGACGCCAACCGCUACGCGGGCGCUAACAAGUGCACGCUCUGGAAGGCAUUCGCGAGCAGGGGUCUCGGUGUCAACGCAAAGAACCACGUCAACGACGCGACGCUCCCCUCUGGAUGCUAA
This is a messenger RNA of Peniophora sp. CBMAI 1063, 1788 nucleotides long. The record is from the annotation of a GenBank genome assembly. NCBI's taxonomy places the organism in Eukaryota, Fungi, Basidiomycota, Agaricomycetes, Russulales, Peniophoraceae.